Molecule: messenger RNA, 3527 nt
Organism: Oncorhynchus tshawytscha (Chinook salmon)
Lineage: Eukaryota; Metazoa; Chordata; Actinopteri; Salmoniformes; Salmonidae
Product: arrestin domain-containing protein 1
Biological process (GO): protein transport
Cellular component (GO): cytoplasm
Molecular function (GO): ubiquitin-like ligase-substrate adaptor activity; ubiquitin protein ligase binding
Source: RefSeq, a predicted model, not a curated record
UGUCUGCUCUGUCUGCUCAGCCUCCUUUCAGCGGUAGACGGUUGCCUCGCGCACGACUAAGCGUUUUUUGUUGUGAGACGCUGAGGGUUGCGGAGUCAUGGGUAAGCUUAAGGAAUUCGAUAUUACUUUCACCAACAACAAAGUGGUCUACAGCCCUGGCGAAUCCAUAAGUGGGUCUGUGAAAAUUACAACCGGUACCUCACUGCAAUAUAAGGCCAUUAAGGUGAACUGCCUGGGAUCAUGUGGGGUCUCCAACAAAAUGAACGACAUGUCAUGGACACUGGAAGAGCAAUACUUCAGCAGCACACUGUCUGUAGCUGACAAAGGUACACUGGCAGCUGGCGAGCACAGCUUCCCCUUUCAAUUUCUCAUUCCAGUGGCUGCCCCGACCUCCUUUGAAGGGCCCUUUGGGAAGAUUGUUUACCGUGUGAGAGCCAUCAUAGACACACCUCGCUUCUCCAAGGACUACAAGGCCCAGAGGCCCUUCUACCUACUUAACCUGCUCAACCUCAACCAAGUGCCCAACAUUGAGCAACCCAGUUAUGCUGUGACCACUAAGAGGUUCAGCUACCUCCUGGUGAAGACGGGCACCCUCAUGAUGAAGGCUUGCAGUGACCAGAGGGGAUACACACCAGGCCAGAUCAUCAGACUAGCCACUGAGAUCCACAACAAGUCAGGCAAGGACACGGGCUGCGUGCUGGCCAGCCUCAUACAGAAAGUGACUUAUAAGACCAAACGGGCUGUUUUCGACCUGCGGACCAUAGCAGAGGUAGAGGGGGCGGGAGUGAAGGCGGGGAAACACGCUGAGUGGCGGGAGCAAAUCAUCGUACCGCCCCUACCCCAGUCUGUCCUGGCCGGCUGUAGCCUUAUAGAGAUCGAUUACUUCAUCCAGGUAUCACUAAAGUCCCCCGAGACAGUUGUCACUUUACCCAUCUACAUCGGGAACAUCGCUGUCAACUUGAUCCCGUCACGACCUAUGCCCUCAACUCCAGCCCCAACAACCAUCAGCCCCAACCCCGGCCCAGAAGGGGUUACCCCGAGCGCGCCCCCGGCUGAGGAGGACUUGGAGGAGGUGUUGGGUGCAGGGGGUUCAGUCAGCGAGGAGAUCCCCACAAAGAGUCACUCCCAGCAGGACCAAUCCGGCCAGCCCCCCACCAUGUCCCCCAGUGCAUUCAGCUAUGCUCCCGGUGUAGAUUUCCCCCUCAGCCAGCGACGUGCCAAUGACACCUCAACGCCUCUGUUCUGUGUGUCUACUGGGGCCACCAUCCCCUUCUUCACAGAAGGAAACGCCACCCCAGUGCCCACGUCCUGUCCUCUCACUCCCCCUGAGUACAGCACCUGGGACUUCACACAUGAACCCCCUCCCACAUAUGAGGAGAGCUGCAGCAGUAACAACUCCAGCUUCAACAACAGCAGACCGCAGGAGUGAGGACUGAGCAUAAUGCAGCUCACAACCACAAUUACACUCCCUAAAGGACCAAUAGGAUACUGCAACCCUUUCUCCAAGUGCACAGAACUUGCUCUCCUCCUAAAUAUUACUUUUAAAUAUAUUUUUUAAAGGGAUCAUAUAAGAUUUUGUAUUAUAGUUUAUACCCCCUUCUCCCUGGCUUAAAGGACCUGCUGUUAUAAAGAUGGAAUGAGAGUGCAAAUUCCCUGUGCAAAACAGGAGGACUUCAGAGAUAACUUAUAGAAGGUAGGAUAUUCCAUAAUUGGAGUCUAUUGGAGACUAAACAUAGUGGGUAAUACAAAUUGUGAAUAUUCUUGCAUUGUUGACUUGAAAUUGUUGUAGGCCUGCUACUAUAUCUCCUUUUUCAUCCUUCAAACACAACCAAAAUCUGGUCUUUAUUGUAGUUUCCUUCCAAAUGUGCACACUACUGUAAUUCCGAUCCACUUCCACCGCAGUGGCUCCCUCUUUUGAUGAGUGGAGUAGGGGUGGCCUAGCUGGACAUGAGGUUCUUAGCAUGUCUACCUCCUGGUGGCCAUCAACGGAAGAGAAUGGAGCCUAUUGGAAAAGCUUCAGAUCUUCACUUAAGUUCAAUGAUGCCUGCUGACGAAGAACAUACUCCAUCAACCUGUGAUCUACUGACAAGGAGCUUCUGGAAUGUGCAUCUUAUCUUGUCACACCUCGUCAUCCUGAAACAGACAAGCGGGACAUUGUACUCUUGGGUAUGCAGGGGAACUGACGUAGCAAGGGUUGAUAUGCAUUUAUGACAUCUGAUGCAAACACCAACUUUUCUUUCACCUUCUUUACCCUGAAUUAAUGGAGAUGAUCUGUUGAUUUUCCCCAUGUGGCCUUAACUCAGUCUGUUCUAACUACAUUACUAUGUGCUGAUGAAGACAGUUGUCUUCAGGGUUGCUGUUGCUUUUGAAAUGGCAGUCCAUGCUGAUCAAAUGUGUUGGUGUGACAACCAACAGUGUUAAAUGUUCAAGCACAAGACAGCACUUUUUGACAGUUUGAAAACUGUGCAUGUAUCUGUUUUUGUGUGUGAAUGAGUAUAUAGUGUACCAGUUUGUGUGUGAAUGAGUAUAUAGUGUACCAGUUUGUGUGUGAAUGAGUAUAUAGUGUACCAGUUUGUGUGUGAAUGGGUAUAUAGUGUACCAGUUUGUGUGUGAAUGGGUAUAUAGUGUACCAGUUUGUGUGUGAAUGGGUAUAUAGUGUACCAGUUUGUGUGUGAAUGGGUAUAUAGUGUACCAGUUUGUGUGUGAAUGGGUAUAAAGUGUACCAGUUUGUGUGUGGCUGAUCGCCCCUCCUGUCUUUGAUAGUUGAUAGCGUUGGACAUCUCAAUUUGAAAGCCAAACAUCAGGCAACAUCAUCCACUCUGUUUGUAUGAGUGUUUGUUUUGUAUGUCUGUCUGUCUUGUUUCUGUCUCAAUUACAGCAUCCUUUUCUAUUUGUAAGCCAACCUCAUUGUGGCUUAUGUAUUCACAGAGUUGUAUGAAACAACCUUUAGCACCUGCUGUGGGAAUACAUGUACCGCCAUCCCUCCUCAAAAGGUAGCCUAUAUAGUACAGUCACAGCCUUUAAUACCAGAAAAUAGAUUGCAGAUGGUAUUGGGAAUUGAUCUAUACUCAUUUUUUAUUUGUAUUUUACCAUUAUUUAACUAGGCAAGUCAGUUAAGAACACAUUCUUAUUUUUAAGAAGGUAUCAGCUCUGAAAGAACCAUAGAAAUGACACGUGUAUUUACCAUGUGCUAUUCCGUUAUCUCCAAGAUUGCUACGGCAGCUUGGUUCUCGAGUCAUUUCAGGCUGCCUUUAUCAAUCCUGCCCCAUUGUUUGUAUUUCUCUUCACGAAAGUACUAUAGCUUUAUAAACUCCGACAUGUUUUUCAUUGUCCAUUCUUUUCCCCUCACAAAUAGGUGUGUGGUUUUGUAUUUUUCUAUUUGUAAACAGCUUUCUGGUGCACAUGGUAGCCAUUUGAGAGAGAGAAAAUAUUCUGGAAAAUAGUAGCAUCCUGGUUAAUCAAUGUAAUAUUUCAACUUGUCUAAAUUGUACAGUGUACCAAUAAAAUUAUCUGUCAUAUCAUUUGUA